This is a messenger RNA of Acanthoscelides obtectus, 524 nucleotides long. The record is from the annotation of a GenBank genome assembly. Lineage: Eukaryota; Metazoa; Arthropoda; Insecta; Coleoptera; Chrysomelidae.
GUGAUGAUGUGAUUAUUCUUUCUGAUCUGCCUCAGUAUGUCAAGAAUAUAUUUUCGAUAUUACGUUCAAUCUGUCACUUGUGAAGUCUAAUAUUCCAUUCAAAUUGGAAGAUGUGGCAACCUUGCCAACUAACCUCACAUUCUGAGCCUCAUCUUUCAAUGCUAUGUAAACGGAAAAUUAUUGAUGUUUUAAACUUAUAUUUGUGUCUCGCGAUUGUUUAGCUAAGUUUUCGAAAUGCCUUACAAGUGCUGCGUUCCUAACUGUGCCGGUAAUUACGGGAAGGGUCCGAAGGUACACGUAUUUUCGUUUCCAUUGAACGAAAACUGUCGUAAAAGAUGGCUCAAUGCAAUGCCUCGUAGUGAUUUAGUGGUUACAAAAUACACCCGAGUAUGUAAUUUGCACUUUCCUGAGGACAUCAUCAUUUGGGAAUCCACCUUCCAUAAGGAAAAGACAGGACAUAUCAAGAAGAAGAGAGAAAUGAGAUGAGAAAUUGAGGGACAAGGAACAAGAACAACUGCUUAAAG